CCUCUCAUCAUACCUGGCAAACAUCACAUAGCAACGCUCUUGGUUCGACACCACCAUGAGAAGACCAAACAUCAGGGACGACUGUUCACUGAGGGCGCUGUGUGGGCCGCCGGUUUCUGGAUAAUUGGCGGCAAAAGGCGUGUGAGCAGCCUGAUCCACGGGUGUGUCACAUGUCGCAAACUGCGUGGCACCCCCCAAACACAGAAGAUGGCCGACCUUCCGGCAGACCGCCUCUCUACCGAACCUCCAUUCACGAACGUGGGCAUCGAUGUGUUCGGACCAUGGACCGUAUCAUCACGCCGUACGAGAGGUGGCCUCGCUCACAGGGCCCUGUGAAGCUCAUCCGUUCCGAUCGAGAAACCAACUUUGUCGGCGCUUGUAAGGAGUUGAAGAUCCCCUCGAACGUCGACAACGCUUCGGUCGAGAAGUUCCUCCUGGACCAAGGAUGUGCAUGGAAGUUCAACGUUCCACACGCCUCUCACAUGGGCGGUUCGUGGGAGAGGAUGAUUGGAGUACCACGAAAGAUCCUGGACUCAAUGUUCCUCCAGCUUGGAACUUCGAGACUCAGCCACGAAGCACUCUCCACACUGAUGGCGGAGGUUGCUGCGAUCUUCAACGCCAGACCUCUGAUUCCAGUGUCUACUGACCCGGACGAUCCUUUCAUUCUUACUCCAGAAACCCUCCUCACCCAGAAGGUGUGUGUACCUUCAGCCCCAGUCGGUGACUGGAUCAAAGACCUCCACAAGUCCCAUUGGCGCCAAGUCCAACAUCUGGCCCAAACGUUCUGGGAUAGAUGGAAGAAGCAAUACCUCGCAUCACUUCAGCCGCGACAGAAGUGGCAGGCUCCCACCCCAGACAUCCAGCCUGGGAGCAUUGUCCUUCUCAAAGACAAUCAGCUCGUGAGAAACGAGUGGCCUCUGGGACUGAUUAUUCAGGUCUUCCCUAGCAACGAUGGCAUGAAGUGCACUUUCACGUGA
This is a messenger RNA of Syngnathus acus (greater pipefish), 977 nucleotides long. RefSeq lists its product as uncharacterized. Bases 171 to 977 code for a protein of 268 amino acids. Gene Ontology annotation, molecular function: nucleic acid binding. Lineage: Eukaryota; Metazoa; Chordata; Actinopteri; Syngnathiformes; Syngnathidae. The record is from RefSeq and is a predicted model, not a curated record. The transcript is spliced from 3 exons.